This is a messenger RNA of Closterium sp. Yama58-4, 2325 nucleotides long. Lineage: Eukaryota; Viridiplantae; Streptophyta; Zygnematophyceae; Desmidiales; Closteriaceae. The record is from the annotation of a GenBank genome assembly.
AUGUCUCCACGUGGACUGUCAGAGAUGCAGUCGCGGCUUCAUGGAAGCAUCCGCACGGACGGCUAUUACUCAGUGGACGUUUGGAUCGGGUCGCCGCCGCGCAAGUUCUCUCUCAUGGUGGACACGGGCAGCGCGCUCACCAUCGUGCCGUGCUCCUCCUGCUCGCCGUGCGGCGCUCACAUGCGACGGCUUUCUCUCCUCCGACCUCGUUUCCUUCUCCGCUCCCCCUCCCCUCCCGCGCCCGCCGCGUCCGCCGCCGUUGUUCCCAAGGAGGAGCGCGCUUCCGCCCGCGAAGGCUCCCGGCCUUCCGCUUCCUCCUCCUUUUCGUUUUUCUCCUGGUGGUGGUGGCCGUUUUCCCCCUCCCCUUCCGCCGUCGCUUCCGCCUCUUCCGCGUCGUCUCCCCCUUCCUCAUCCGCCCAUGCGCAAGCUUCCCCCGCUUCCCCCUCCUCUUCCUCCGCGACUUCUGCGCAAGUCCAGUCUUCCGCCCCUGGCCCCGUUCCGCCGCUUCCGCGCGUGCUAUUCGGGUGCGCAGAGGCGGAAACGGGCGCGCUUUCCCGCCAAGCGGCGGACGGCGUGCUAGGGCUCGGACGGGGGGCGUACAGCCUGCUGGCGCAACUAAUGCUCUCCUCUCCCUCUUCCUCCCCGCACCCCAGAGGCACACCGUUCUAUCAGGUGGUGGUAUCGCAGAUACUCAUAGCAGGGGAGCCUCUCCCCGUGGAGGACGCCCCGCUGCUCUUCUCCUCCGGCUUUGGGGUCGUUGUUGACAGCGGCACCUCCUUCUCGUACCUGCCGGCGCCGCUGUUUGAGGCGUUCAAGCACAGCAUCAUGGCGCGCGUGGCCAGGGGCGUCAAGAUGCUGACGGACACAGAGCCGCAGUACCAGAGCAUGUGCUUCCGAUCCACCUCCUGGACUGCAUUGCAAGCCUCCACGCUCGGCUCGUUCUUCCCGUCGGUGGAGGUGGUAUUUGGGGAAGGCGCCGUCUACCGCCUGGACCCCGAGAACUUCCUCUUCCAGCAUCGCAAGCGCAGCGGCGUGUUCUGCAUCGGGGUCUUCCCCAACCCCGACCAGGGCACCAUCCUUGGCGGUCUCAUGUUCCGCAACACCAUGUUGACCUUUGACCGGGUCAACGACCGCCUGGGGUUCUGGAAGACUCCCUGCGACCAGCUCAUGUCGCACAUUGUCUCACCUGGCGCGCCUGGUUCGGAACCAGGUCCGGAGCCAGGUUUGGAUGCAGGCUCGGAACCUGGUUCGGAACCUGGGUCGGGAUUAGGGGAAGAAUUAGGCUCGGAUAUACGGCCUGCACCAAGGAGAGUGAAUCCGUUAGGAAGGGGCAGGGAUCCCCGGGACCCUUACACAGAGGAGCAGGCUCACCCUGGCGGAGGUUCGGCAGCAGGCGUGGGUCCAGGCUCGGGUGGACCCAAACCUGACGACGGCAUCCUCCGAACCAGUGUUCCCACUUCAAAGGAUGUGCCUGCCAAGGAUGUGACUGUAAGAGAUGUGGCUGUAGGAGGCGGCAGCAGCAGCAGCAGCAGCAGUGCGAGCAGCAGAAGCAAGCGGGCGCCAGACGCAGGGCCAGCAGGAGGAGACGACGACAUGGCGAUGGUGUGGGCGGUGGCGGACGCCAUGCCGUCAUAUCGCCCUGUGGACUCCACGGGGUGUGCGGGGUGCGCCAGCCACGUUGACAUGGAGCUGCGCUUCCCCCUGCUCUCGUCCGCACAGCUGGAUGCUCUGGAAGGGCAGCUGACGGAUGAGCUGAUUCGAGAAUUAUUGCUGGAGCCGGGCCAGGUGGUGAUUCAGAGUGUGUGGGGUACGAGUCCCAGCGGGGCAGCAGCGGAGGUGUGGUUGGUGCCGUAUGCGGGCACUACCUUCCUGCCCGCCAUCACCGUGCAGCGAGUGGAAACCACCAUCCGCCAGCACGCCAUGCAUCUCUCUCCCCCGUUUGGCCCCUACAACCUCAGCUCAUUCAACGCGCCGCCGCCUGACUUCUCUGGCAGCGCGGCCCAAUCUCACUCCAAGCCGCAGCUGCGUUGGCUGUGGUUCCUCGUGGCAAUCCCCCUCUUCCUCCUCUGUAUCGCUGCUGCUGUCUGGUUCCGAGUGGGACGGAAGGAGGCCGAGAGCGAGGCCGGGAGGAAGAGAUUCGUGACAGUGGGGAGGCGGUUGCAGCAGGAGGCUAUGGAGAGUGAGAGGAGCGAGAGGAUGGAGCGGCAUGAUAGAAUAGAGCGGUUUGAGCGGCAUAAUAAGAUGAUUGCGCUGACUGCUCAAGGCUCGGGCCCGUCGCCGAAGCAAGCCACCGGGCCCGGGUCGAUGAGCGGGAGUAUACAUUGA